AUGGAAGGGGCGUUGGUGCAGACAAUACCGUCCGUACUGGCUGCCGGAGGUCAUGUGCAGCACUCGCUGAUGCGUGUGGAGCUCACGAACGGCAUUGUGUUAACAGGACGUAUUCUACAACUUGACGCGGUGACAAUGAACAUGAAGUUAGACGCCAUCACAGAUAUUGCCGUUCGUCGUCGUUGUGGUGGUGGUGGUGGCAAGAAAAUGGAGUGGGAAACGGAUCCGGCAGCCUUGCGGUGCACCAGCAGCGUUGUUAUUCGGGGUUGUCACAUUCGUUACAUUGAUUUCAUUGACGAAGAGGCCAGUGGUGGUCGUGGUCUGCAAGAGUUAAUAACAGCGGCACGUACGGUGCGGCCUACCCUUGUCUGA
Messenger RNA from Trypanosoma cruzi, 372 nucleotides. RefSeq lists its product as uncharacterized. The transcript has a single exon. The coding region runs from base 1 to 372 and encodes 123 amino acids. The record is from RefSeq and is a predicted model, not a curated record. Lineage: Eukaryota; Euglenozoa; Kinetoplastea; Trypanosomatida; Trypanosomatidae.